Phalaenopsis equestris is the source of this 446-nucleotide messenger RNA. RefSeq lists its product as uncharacterized. The record is from RefSeq and is a predicted model, not a curated record. Lineage: Eukaryota; Viridiplantae; Streptophyta; Magnoliopsida; Asparagales; Orchidaceae.
GGGGAGGCUAGGCAGAUGGAGAUCGGGUAUCUGCUUGAGGCGUCGGACGAUGAACUUGGUCUUCCGCCGGCGGGGCAGUCUUCGCCGGAGGAGGAGGCUGAGACGGCGGAGGGAUUUGGCCGGAUCUGGGGAUUUGAGGAGGAUGGGGUCCCGGGGUGGUACGAGGGGUUUUCUGACUUCGGUGGGAGUCUGGUGGAGGAGAGAUUUGGUUCUGCGGAGGAAGGAAGCACCGCGUAUUUUGAUGCCGGACUUUUUGAUCUGCCGGAUUUCUACUUGCGGCCGGAGUCGCUGCCGGCGAUCUGAAUGAGCAGCGAACUUUGAUUAUUGUUUUUUAUUUUUAUUUUUAUUUUAAUUGACUUCAGAAGAAUUUGUGAAUUAUAAAAAAAAAUGUAGGGAGUGUUAAAAAGAAGAUAGAAAUUGCAAAAUGGAACUUAUAAUGUGUUAAA